This is a messenger RNA of Talaromyces stipitatus ATCC 10500, 3675 nucleotides long. Its product is annotated as phospholipase D (PLD), putative. Gene Ontology annotation, molecular function: catalytic activity. The record is from RefSeq and is a predicted model, not a curated record. NCBI's taxonomy places the organism in Eukaryota, Fungi, Ascomycota, Eurotiomycetes, Eurotiales, Trichocomaceae. Gene Ontology annotation, biological process: cell motility. The transcript is spliced from 4 exons. The coding region runs from base 1 to 3522 and encodes 1173 amino acids.
AUGUCUGGCGGACAAGACCCACUGGCCUACGGUCGCUUUUAUGGAGACGAAGCAGAAGGAGGAGAACGGGGAGAACGAGGACUGGGAGACUCAGCUCGAGGAUUUCUGUCUGAUGGACUGAAGCGACUCAAAGAUCAAUACGGAACAAGCCACUCCCAGCAACAACAGAAUUAUUAUGCCCCGCAGUCGAACCAGAGUGGAAGCAACAACAACGACAACAACAACAACAACAAACCUCCCAAGCAGGACAAGCUCUCCAGCUUCCUCGACAAAUUCGAAGAGACCGUAUCCGGUGUGGGCUCACAGCUCGCCCAAAAGAUCGGAACCACCAUCGAUGCUGAUGCCUAUGCUGGCUACGGAUCGAGCAGUACUGCCAACCCCAAUAAUCGUUUCGGCAGCUUUGCCCCCCCACGAGAGAACAACGACGUCAAAUGGCAUGUCGACGGCUUUACUUAUUUCUGGGCAGUCUCGAGAGCUCUCGAGACUGCCAGAGAGUCUAUCUGGAUUCUGGACUGGUGGCUCUCCCCGGAAUUGUAUCUAAGACGUCCUCCAGCCAAGAACGAACAGUAUCGCCUUGACCGUAUGCUGCAAGCUGCUGCCCAGCGCGGCGUCCGAGUCAAUAUUAUUGUCUAUAAGGAGGUGGAGGGAGCUCUUACUUUAAGUUCUGCACAUACCAAACAUACACUAGAAGCCCUCCAUCCAAAUAUCGCCGUCUUCCGCCAUCCAGACCACAUCCCAGACGUCGCCGACAUCAAGAACUCCCUGACAGCCUCGUUCCAAAACUUAACUUUGGAUGCCGCUGGAAUCAACAAGCUACCGGGCGAAUCACUCAAGGCACUCUACGGUACCAAGGGUGAUACUGUUCUGUACUGGGCACACCACGAGAAGCUAUGUCUGAUUGACGGUAGAAUUGCGUUCAUGGGCGGCCUUGAUCUGUGCUUCGGCCGAUGGGACACAAACCAGCAUUCCAUUGCCGACGUUCAUCCCAGCGAUUUAUCGCAAAUCGUCUUUCCUGGUCAAGACUACAACAACGCCAGAGUACUCGACUUCCAGAAUGUAUCUCACUGGCAAGAAAAUCAAGUUGACAGGAAGCAAACGGGACGUAUGGGCUGGUCUGAUAUUUCCAUUAGUCUGCGGGGCCCUGUCGUGGAAGAUCUCCGAAGACAUUUUGUGGACCGCUGGAACUAUAUCUAUGAUACAAAGUACCGCGACCGUAACCAGCCCAAGUAUCAGAGACUUGAUUUGUAUCGACGACCAGGAAGCAAUCAACUACAGGGCAACACAAAUCCCACUUCGCAAACACCGCAGCCACUUCAACAUGCGCAGUCUCAGCCAGGACCACCAAACCAAGGCCAGCUGAAUUCUGAGCCUCACUGGCAGCAGACGCAUGCUCAACCCCCUACACCGCAGCCAGGGCAAUCAUACUAUCCACCACCCCCUGGAAGCCAAGCGCAGCAGUAUCCCGGGCAGCAAUACAACACUCCGCCUCCUGGACAACAGUAUUACCCUCCUGCUUCUCCCAGUCAAGGCCAACAGCUACCACCUCCGCCGCCGAGCACUCAGCAGCAGCAGCCACAAUGGCAAGGUCAGUCGCAGACUGGCAGUCAAUCCUACUACCCGCCUCCGCCUCCAAGUCAGGAACAUCAGCAACACCAACAUCCAUCCUAUAGCGGAUACUCGAGCACUGGAAGCAAUCCACCGGCGGGGCAAUCCUUCCCCCCACCACCUCCAGGGCCAGCGCCAUCGCAAAGUGAUAACAAUAAUCCUGGCCAGUAUCAGAACCCUCCUUAUGCUCCUUCCCAUUUAGGCUACGAUUCUGCGCAAUAUAGUUCUCAUCCAUCAACACCAGCGCAGGCGCCCUACUUUCCUCCACCUCCUGGACAGGAGUCACAGUCACAGACACGGGGUGUUUAUGAAGAAAACAGCACUCGAGGGGUUGGUGGUAACCAGUCCGGCUACAACGCAUCAGGCCGAUCUACCACCGAGAAUGUUCUAAGCGACGUUCGAGGUUUAGGUCAUUCCCUUCGUGGGCAGUUGGCUGGACAAGUCCAUCAAUAUCAGGACCGCUAUAUCACCAAUUUCGGACGCAACUACGGCAAUCAAUUGUGCCAGGUCGUGCGAAGUGCGUCGCAGUGGAGCGCAGGUAUAUCGACGGAGCAUUCGAUUCAAGACGCGUAUAUUGGUGCUAUCCGCAACAGCCGCCAUUUUGUGUACAUCGAGAAUCAGUUCUUCAUAACUGCCACAGGUGACCAUCAGAAGCCUGUCCAGAAUAAGAUCGGAGCGGCUCUUGUAGAACGUAUUCUUCGAGCUGCCCGCGCUGGUCAGAAGUUCAAGGUUAUUGUGGUCAUUCCAUCUGUUCCCGGAUUUGCGGGUGAUUUGCGAGACGACUCGUCCCUUGGCACUCGGGCUAUCAUGGAGUUCCAGUACAAUUCAAUCAACCGCGGAGGAAACAGUAUUAUGGAGCUGAUCGCCAAGGAAGGGUUUAACCCGAUGGAUUACAUCAGGUUCUACAAUCUUCGAAACUACGAUCGAAUAAAUACCAAUAGCACCAUGCUCCAGGCGGAGAAAGCCAGUGGUGUAAAUUACGAGGAUGCCCGUAGAUAUCAUGAUGCUGCGGAAGUGGGAUACAGUAGCUAUUCCAAAGGAUACGACACCACUCAAUCGUACGAUCAGUAUCAGCAGGCAGCAAAGGCUCACCCAUCGGCGACGUCUGGCCGUUGGGACUCAGUCAGUGAAUGCUACAUGCUAGGUGGUCAAGAUAUCCGCAGCGUUCCGUGGGAUAGUGAUCUUCCUGAAAUUGACGCAUUCAUUACAGAGGAGUUGUACGUGCAUAGCAAGGUUCUAAUUGCCGAUGACCGUAUAGUUAUUUGUGGGUCUGCAAACCUGAACGACCGCUCGCAGCUCGGCACCCAUGAUUCUGAGAUUGCCCUUGUGAUUGAGGAUCCUACGCCACUCGAAUCUAGCAUGGAUGGCAAGCCCUGGCAGGCUAGUCGAUUUGCCGCAUCACUUCGACGCGAGUUGACUCGCAAGCACCUUGGCUUGCUCAGAGCGCAAGACUAUACGCAGCCUAAUGCCAACUGCGAGCCAGUCGGGGUCCCCAAUGACCUCGAUCUAAGCAGCCCAGAAAGUCAAGUGGUCGCCGAUCCUCUGUCGGAUACGUUCCAGAGCCUAUGGAACUCACGGGCUCGGACGAAUACGGAGGUUUUCCGCAAAGUAUUUAAUGUUGUGCCAGAUGACUAUGUCCGGAACUGGGAUGCCUACAAGGAAUUCUUUGAGUAUAAUUUCCGCAAAGCAGACAUCCAGGCAGAGGGUAAGCGAAUUACGCGGCCCAGCAAAUACGAAUGGGGCCAUGUUGUUCGAGACAACUUUGCACCUGGCCCUGAAGGGGCGCAGCAGGUCAAAGAGCAGUUGAGUCAGAUCAAGGGCACAUUGAUUGAGAUGCCGUUGAUGUUCCUGAUCGAGGAGGAUAUUGCGAAGGAGGGCUUGACCUUGAAUGCGUUGACUGAGGAUAUUUACACAUAGUUGAAUGGGUGACCCAGAUUGAGCAUGUAGACGAUCGUACCAGAAUGAAUUCCUUAUGAGACCUUGGAGAUGAAGCCACGCGAUGAUUAAUGCAGGUUCCAGAGUUCAAGAACAGGAGCCUGACAUCCAGUAAAUACGUAGAAAUGCAGCGGA